GUGGUAUCUGCUAGCAGCAGCAGCAGCGGCGGCAGAAACAGCAGCACCACUGUCACCACCACCAUCAUCACCAUCACCAGACGAGUCGUAUCUCUUUUACGAAUAGUUUAAUCGCGAAAUUACGUGUCUACGAUCUAUCUUCUUUUUGUACCUAAAUACGAAAAAAAAAGGAAACCAAAGAAAAGAAAGAAAGAAGAAUCUAAAAAAAGAAAACUGGAAAAUCCCCGUUCAUAGAAAACAAGAAAAGGAGGACGAAGGGGAAGAGGAAGAGGAGGAGGAGGAAGAGAACGAGGAAGAGGAAGAGGAGGAGGAGGAGGAGGAGGAGGAGGCGGAGGAGGGAAGAGGACGAGUAAUCAGAACGACGAAAAGGACAAAAGAGACAAAGGAAAACCAAAGAAGAGUAGUAUAGUGUACAAGUGACGGUGACAGAGAGAGAAAGAGAGAGAGAGAGAGAGAGAGAAAGCAAGCAAGCAAGAAAGAAAGAAAGAAAGAAAGAAAGAAAGGAACGCUUCGUUCGCUCGAUACGAAAAGAAAAACUCGUCUUCUUUCCUCGGCGUGCCUCCUUCGAUAUACGCACGUACACACAUACAUAUAUAACAUAACACACUAUCACGUACACGCAGAAAAUCACACACAUAAGCGUUAUGAACAUGACAGCAGUUGUUGAGCUAUAAGCUCGUUUCUCCUUCCUUCCUUCAUGGUAAAUGGUGCAGUAUAUAUUACGCAAGGUUAACACAGCAGUGUUUUAAACACUUGCUGGAACUACUUGCUGUAUUUGUAAAAAUAUGGAUUCCGAGGAGGAAACGCUCUAUGACGAUGUUGACUCUGGUAACGAGUCCAGCGGGGAUGAUGUGGAUUUUGCUAUGGAAAUAGAAUCUGGAAAUCAACGGGAACGAGCUACCGACAUCGACGAAUAUCCAUUUGAAAUUUUAUCCACAGAAGAAAUUGUACAACACAUGGUUGAUUCUAUAAAAGAGGUCAACACUGUAGUUGAAAUACCUGCAACAACAACGCGUAUUUUGCUAAAUCAUUUUAAGUGGGACAAAGAAAAAUUAAUGGAACGUUUUUAUGAUGGAGAUCAGGAAAAAUUAUUUGCAGAAGCACGUGUCAUUAAUCCAUUCAGAAAAGGUCCUGUGAUAAAUAGAAGUUGGUCCUCUCAAAAUUCCUUGUCUAGAAGAACAUCUGCAAAUGGAACAGAAGAAUGUGGAAUUUGUUUUAUGAUUUUACCAUCCUCUAUGAUGACUGGUCUUGAAUGUGGACAUCGUUUUUGCACCGGGUGCUGGGGUGAAUAUCUCACAACCAAAAUAAUGGAAGAAGGUGUCGGACAAACGAUCGCAUGUGCUGCUCAUGCUUGUGACAUUUUAGUUGAUGAUGCUAGUGUUAUGCGACUUGUUAAAGACUCAAAAGUUAAAUUGAAGUAUCAGCACUUGAUAACAAACAGUUUUGUUGAAUGUAAUAGGUUAUUAAGGUGGUGUCCAUCGCCAGAUUGUAAUAACGCUAUCAAAGUCCAGUAUGUUGAAGCAAGACCUGUUACAUGCAAAUGUGGUCACACAUUUUGUUUUCAUUGUGGUGGAGAUUGGCAUGAUCCCGUAAAAUGUCAUUUGUUGCGUAAAUGGAUCAAAAAAUGUGAUGACGAUUCUGAGACCUCUAAUUGGAUCGCAGCAAAUACGAAAGAAUGUCCAAAAUGUAAUGUUACCAUUGAAAAGGAUGGUGGUUGCAAUCAUAUGGUAUGCAGAAAUCAGAACUGUAAAGCUGACUUUUGUUGGGUAUGCCUUGGUCCUUGGGAACCACAUGGAUCUAGCUGGUAUAAUUGUAAUCGAUAUGACGAAGAAGAAGCCAAAGCAGCGCGAGUUGCUCAAGAUCAAUCAAGGUCUGCCUUGCAACGCUAUUUGUUCUAUUGCAAUAGGUAUAUGAAUCACAUGCAGUCCUUAAGGUUUGAGAGCAAGUUAUAUGCUAGUGUAAAAGACAAAAUGGAGGAAAUGCAACAACAUAAUAUGUCCUGGAUUGAGGUACAAUUUUUAAAGAAAGCAGUUGAUAUUUUAUGUUCCUGUAGGCAAACUCUCAUGUAUACUUACGUAUUUGCCUACUAUUUGAGGAAAACCAACCAGUCUGUGAUUUUUGAAGCCAACCAAAAGGAUUUAGAGAGUGCUACAGAAUGCCUCUCUGAAUACCUCGAAAGAGAUAUUACGAGUGAGAACCUUGCCGAUAUUAAACAAAAGGUUCAGGAUAAAUAUAGAUAUUGCGAUAGUCGAAGAAAAGUACUUCUAGAGCAUGUGCACGAAGGUUAUGAAAAGGAAUGGUGGGAUUACGUGGAAUAAGGAGAAGAAUGAAAAAUGCCCAGCUUUUCUUUUUUUUUUGUCGUGAGAUGUAAA
Messenger RNA from Vespa mandarinia (Asian giant hornet), 2372 nucleotides. RefSeq names its product E3 ubiquitin-protein ligase ariadne-1 (gene ari-1). The record is from RefSeq and is a predicted model, not a curated record. NCBI's taxonomy places the organism in Eukaryota, Metazoa, Arthropoda, Insecta, Hymenoptera, Vespidae. Gene Ontology annotation, biological process: protein ubiquitination. Gene Ontology annotation, molecular function: zinc ion binding; ubiquitin-protein transferase activity.